Molecule: messenger RNA, 321 nt
Organism: Emiliania huxleyi CCMP1516
Lineage: Eukaryota; Haptophyta; Isochrysidales; Noelaerhabdaceae
Exons: 1
Coding region: 1-321 (106 amino acids)
Source: RefSeq, a predicted model, not a curated record
AUGCCCGAGCUGAUGCCAGAAUUUGACCUCGCGUUCAUGUCUCAGAUGCUGGGCGGUGGAGCCGUCCGGUCGGAGCCAGAAGACCCAGCCACUGGCGACGACGAGACGACGAUGCAGCAGGCCGCCGUCGACAUUGCCCUCCAGCUUUUCACGGAUGACGGCGGGCUGCAAGCGCUGCUCGCAUCUGAUGAACCGAGCGCAGAGAGGGUUGCGCUGGAGGGCGCCGACAACGCGCUUGCAAACUCGCGUGCGAGGUUGGAUCAGCUUUACGAAGUGGUCAGUGACAAUCGUCACUUGGAGCACUUGGAGUGCAGUCGGUAG